AUGGUGGUGCAGUAUUGCGUGUACAACAUGGAGGUGAUCCUCAACCCAGACGAGUCGCAGCGCAAGAACACCGUUUUCAGAGAAGACUACGGGAACAUGUGGGAAAUAUCAAGGCGUUACAGCGAAUUCCACGCGCUGGACCGCAUCAUCCGGUCAUUCUAUCCGGAGAAACUGCCGCUGCCGGAGAAAACGGCCGUUCGAAACACAACGCAGAAGCACAUCGAGGAGCGACGCAGGGCGCUCGGCGUCUACAUGCAGGCGCUACUUGAGAACAAGCUGAUGCAUCUUGACCAGCGCUGCGUGGCCGCUGUCCUCCUCUUCCUCCAAAAGGACGGAACAAAAUUCCGCCGACUUGCACGUGGACAAAUCAACAUUUCCCGAUUCGUCGGCUCCCACGAACCGCGGACAGGAUCAGAGGUGCGUACGAUCUUCCGCACGCGUGCGAAUGCGCCUCUGCUGGACGGGUGUCUCGGCGUCGCCCGGCACCUGUUCCUGCCCACGCUCGAUGACGCAAUCCAGCGGUUCAUCACGGUCCAGUUGAACAACCUGCUGUGUGAAGGGAGCGUGACGGAAGACAUUGCGAUCCUGCACGAGGUGUUGUUCGGGGAAAUCCCGCCCGAACGCACACACGAUGAAAUGGCUGAAGAUGAAGCAAAGGCGCGCAAACUUCUCAAGGACCUCCUACCAGCUGCACUGCGGCGGGUGAUGGGCGACGACUGCUGCGAUGAUUCCAUCGAUGCGCUGCUCGGAUACCUCCACUCCUCCGUCCUCAACUGCCAGCUGAUGUGCCGCAUCUUGGACGCGUUCUUUGAGCUGUUGUUCCCUGAACUCUCAACAACACCCGAGCACAGGCACAACACAUGACAGCACGGUGUUGCGACCCCAUCCCCUAUUCCUCGAUCUUUAGCUCAAACACACGCCAGUCAUCGCCUUCACCUCUAGCUCACCGCAACUCGAGUGUUGCAACUGCUGUUGGUUCAUUCAUUCGCAUCAACUGUUCUUGCCAGUAAACGACCAUUGCACCGGAA
Salpingoeca rosetta is the source of this 1028-nucleotide messenger RNA. RefSeq lists its product as uncharacterized. NCBI's taxonomy places the organism in Eukaryota, Choanoflagellata, Craspedida, Salpingoecidae. The record is from RefSeq and is a predicted model, not a curated record. Gene Ontology annotation, cellular component: intracellular membrane-bounded organelle. The transcript has 7 exons. Gene Ontology annotation, molecular function: phosphatidylinositol binding. Bases 1 to 864 code for a protein of 287 amino acids.